GAUCCCAUGGCCCAUUGCUGGGCCGAAGCUGGUCACUUUAAGCGGAAAUUCUGCAACGUCUGCCGAAAACGGUUGGAUGAUUUGCUCUCCGUAAGAUGCGAAACAUAUAAGCCUGAUGAUAUACCUCUGUGCACACACCGCCCCUACUGCCUGAGUCACUUCCGGCAUUUGGUUUUACGCGUUCAUCUUCCCCGUUCAUCUUCCCUGUUCCAGAGCCCUCCGACUCUCCGCAAACCAAGUGCUCCAACUCCUCUAAGCAUUAACCUUUCCCGUGUUGCCGCCAUUCCUGAGCUACAAUUUACCUUAGGAUUGAUGAGUGGUGGCAUUUUCGGAGGUAGCAACACCAAUUUCGAUUCAUUACGCCCAGGCGCUGGAGGAGUGGCUUCGUCUACAGCCUAUGCAAUGUGCACAGCGGCGAUACGGUCUGCCGCGUGGGGUACCGUGAAUUCGGGCACCGAGCUCGCUUCUUCGGCUCUCCUACCAGAGGAAAGUGAGGGGCUUCGUAACGCGCCCUCAAUCUCUGCCGCCCCACAAGCCCCGUCACUCCCAUUCACAAUCACCCCUCAGACCGACAAACCUGUGCACCACUGGCGCGAAGGAAAUCUCCCGGUCAAUUCAAAAUGUAGCAGUUGCAAGAAAACCUGUUGGUCCGCCGAAUGCCUGACGGGGCUCCGCUGCGAGUGGUGCGGUGUGACAGUGAGUUGGCAGUAUUUCUCUAUAGUGAUCACGAGGCAAAAACUGCAAGUCCACUACACCUGCUUCCGAAACCUUCCCGUGGAAUGCAACUACGGCCCCCUAAGGGAUAUAAUGCUGCCUCCGCAAGCUGUCUCAAUCCCCAGAACCAGCCUCCUUAUGGAACAUAUAAUUGGCCUACCGAACACCCAACCAGAUUUCUACCCCGGUCUUUCCUCGCAUAUGGAGGAAUUCAGCAGUGGUGAAAGUUUGGAGGAAUCUGGUUUCGAGCGUCGUGGGAAUCGUGACAAAUCCGACUGUGAUUUUGACGAUUACGUCCGCGUGUAUGACGGCAUGGAUCGUUACAGACGACAUCAGUGUCGAUAUCUUUCGCUGGGAAGAAAUGUUUCUGUACGGAAGGUAGUUGAGCUCUCCUUGAAGGCAUUCAAGCUUCCACCGGACGAAGGAGACCAAUUCUGUCUGGUCGAAAUAAAUGAGCGAGAUGGUGCAGAGCAUCGGUUGGACUCCAACGGUCCAUUCAAACUACAACUUCAGUUCGAAACUCGGCGACCUCAAAUUAUCCUUCGUUGCGUGGAAAGAGAGGAGAAUCGCGACUACAUCAGUGUUUAUCCUGGGUCACUAACCGAGUUCGUCGACAUUAGUGUACCUUCAAUACAAGUGUCAAUAACGCCUGAAACGUCGGCUAAUGAUGUACUUGUGCUUUCUCUUCAUCGCUUGGGUGUUGGGCAUUUGGAUGCGAAGAAAUUUAGUUUGGUGGAGACAGUGGUUGACCGCGGAUUGGUGGAACGAGUGCUCCACCCAACGGAUCACCCCUGGGAGAUUAUCGAUAGCGCUCGAGUAGAGUCUGUUCGCACCCUGAGGUUAACUCGUUUUUACAUUCGCUCCGUGAAGGACCCCUGUGGUCAAGGUGUCUCUCUGUUCGUUGGAAACCUUAAAAAAGGUCUCAGCCAACGGCUGUACGAAAUCAUUCUGCUGGAACGAUUAGGAAGUCAGAAUAAAUGGGACUCCAUUGAGGUAAUAUACUACGACUUUGGAAGCCUUGUGGCAAUUUAUUCGAAUGCGGAGAAAGCAGAUGAGGCUUAUCGGUUGCUAAAAAAUAGCACAUUUGAGGAUCGACCAAUUUUGGCAAUGAUCCUGCCUCGGAUACAGCCAGAGCACAUACUCGAUGGAACUCAACCACUCCUCGUAUUCGUGAACGUAAAAUCAGGUGGAUGUCAGGGCCUUGACCUGAUCACGUCUUUCCGCAAGCUCCUCAAUCCGCAUCAGUCGUUAAUUGUGGCGUUUGUGGUCUCUACUAGCUUCAUCGGUUUCUACUCUCUCCCGCCAGUUCAAAAGUACGUCUGGCCCCGAUCACACAGUGCCAGCAUGGCUCUCCUUCUUUUCAAUGCAACAUGCAUCCUUAGCAUGUCUUCCGCGAUACCUCUUCAAGCUAGCCUUCUGGGUUUGGCGACUCCAUCCUUUCCACCUGUCUAUUACCAUUCCUCCUCCUGGAAUAGUCUGGAGGGCUUCUGUAGACCCUCAAACGAACCAUGUGGUCAACCAGUACGGUUCUCUUCUGUCCCUUAUUACACCGAAAAGCUCCCACAGUCCGUGUCAGCCAACGAAUAUCAACUCGACUCGUUUCCUUUAAAGAAGGAAGAAAUGACCAGGUACCGGCCCCUUGAGUUCCCACAACCACCACAUGUGCCCCCGACAAAGCCGUCCGCAAUAGUCGCUUCUUCCCCAGGUCGCGGUGUAGUGAUGGUGUUACUGUAUAACCUGGGCUUUAUCGGAAUUUGCUGGUGGCUCUUUCGUCGACACGCGGGAGACCUCAUAAGGGUCAAUGAGCAUAUCGCCUCAUCGCGAGUAAUCGUCGUGCAGUGUUGGUGGUGGUGGUCGGCAAGGCGCAGCUAG
Messenger RNA from Mesocestoides corti, 2586 nucleotides. Lineage: Eukaryota; Metazoa; Platyhelminthes; Cestoda; Cyclophyllidea; Mesocestoididae. The record is from the annotation of a GenBank genome assembly.